CCACCUGAUCUAUUAAAAAAGGAGGGGAAUCCACCACGAGAAGCGUCGCAUCCCGACGGUACCUCUGUCGUAAAUAUGGCGGUCCAAGCUCCGAGCAGCCGGACCGGAUCCGUUAGCAGCCUGGGGAACAGUCCAACCGCAGCACCAGGAGGCUUAAAUAACAACAACAACCACAAGCUGUGGUGCUGCCACGAGCUGGACUUCAGGUCCGGAGUGAAGAUCGAGGAGCUCAACCGACUCAUCCAUGAAUUCAGCAAACAAGACCAACGAGAGUAUGAUGACCAGAGGGCACUGGAAAUACACACCGCCAAGGAUUUCAUCUUCUCUAUGCUCGGCAUGGUGCAAAAGCUGGACCAAAAGUUGCCUGUUGCCAAUGAGUACCUAUUGUUGUCCGGUGGUGUGAGAGAAGGUGUGGUGGACAUGGAUCUGGAUGAGCUUGGCAUCUAUAACCGUGGCUCUGACUAUGACAUGGCCUUCACCCUGUUGGUUCCUGCACUUAAGCUGCAUGACCGGAACCAGCCUGUCACACUGGACAUGCGCCACUCAGCACUAGGUCAUUCUUGGCUCAGCUUGCGACUUUUUGACGAGGGUACCAUUAAUCGUUGGCGAGACUGCUGCACGCUGACUGACCAUCUGAACGGCACCACCAAUUACUUCUUCUCACCCACACUGGUAGCUGACUGGUUCCAAGAAGCUGUCGGACUGGUGCUGACGGAGUUGCAACGCAAGCCACAAAGGGGCACCCCAAGGGUGGAGCGGGUGGAGCGUCACAGCACGCUGCUGUCUAUGGUUUUAGGUGUGGGCAGUAGUCGCAUGCUUUAUGACAUUGUACCUGUGGUGUCUUUUAAAGGCUGGCCAGCGGUUGCUCAGAGCUGGUUGAUGGAGAACCACUUCUGGGAUGGCAAAAUCACAGAGGAGGAGGUCAUCAGCGGCUUCUAUCUGCUGCCUGCCUGCUCAGCCUCUGGUUGCCAGGAAAACGAGUGGCGUCUCUCCUUCGCCCGCAGCGAGGUGCAGUUGAAAAAGUGCAUCUCACCAGGCCUCAUGCAAGCUUACCAGGCGUGCAAGGCAAUAGUUGUAAAGCUGCUGGCUCAACCCACAGCUAUCAGUCCCUACUACUUACGCAGCAUUAUGCUGUGGGCCUGUGACCGACUACCUGCAAGCUAUUUGUCACAGGAAGACUACGCUGCACACUUCCUGCUAGGCCUCAUUGAUGACCUGCAGCACUGCCUUGUCAACAAGACCUGCCCUAACUAUUUCAUCCCGCAGUGUAACAUGUUGGAGCACUUGUGUGACGAGACCGCCAUAUUUCAUGCCCGUAAGCUAGCGCUGGUACGCUCGGAUCCCGGUGAACACCUGCGCUCCGUCAUUGAACAAGCCAAGGCGGCCAACAGACUGACGCUGGAGAUGCAGCGUCGCGGGAGUUCCUCAGGACUGCCCUCUCCACUGGCGGAUCCUUCCUCAGCAGAUCACCAGCAGCCAGAUGACCGCUUGGCCAAGAAGCUACAGCAGUUGGUGACCGAGAAUCCAGGCAAGUCCAUCUCUGUAUUCAUCAACCCCGACGACGUCACGCGACCUCACUUCCGUAUUGAUGACAAGUUCUUCUGAAAACUUAGGUCUAUUUCCGGUUUUACCCGAGGGGUGUGCAUGGCACUGUCCAUAAACUGGAGCUGUGUCCUUGUGCCUGCUUACAUCAGACUGGAGAGGAUCUUCUGGAGGAAACAACUGCAACAGUUCUAUAAGACUGGCCUUACUGAGUGGAAAAUCCCAAUUUGCACCUUAAGGGGAUUUCAUAUCAAAGGUGACUCUGAGAAGAAGAGCUGUGUAAGUCUAGCGCAUUCUGGACAAUGAUUUACAUAGUAUAUGAAAAUAUAGCAUAUGUCCUGUAGAUGGUAUUGUUAUUCUGAUGAAAAGUCUGUUGUAACAAACAAUAGAAUCAGACAUGUGUUUUGCAUCUGUGUUGACUGAGACGACACAUUCCCAUUUCCGUAUAUCACCUCUUUAUGUUUGUGGUCAAUUAACAUAACUUGUUAUUUAUUUAGAGGAAGCAACAAAAAAUAUGUCAAUUAAAGCCAAACCUUUUCUAUCUAUAGUUGAUUUAAAUCACAUUCCUUAAGUGCAAUUAAAAAAAUGUACAUUAAUGCCCAGUUAGAGUGAGGUUAUUAGAGUGAGGACAAAAAUGUUCAACUAAUGCAGAAUUGUCUAAAGUGACUUAAAGCCCUGAAAAUGUUGCUGCUGUUGGAGAAUAAAAGGAUGUUAUUUUGUUUUUGAACUAUGAAAGUGACUAGCAGCUACUGUAUAUAACAUAAGCCCUCUUAUCACUAAUGUUAAAGGGAUAGUUCACUUUUACUCGCCCUCAUGUUGUUCCAAACCUUUGUAAACACAACGGAAGAUAUUUUGAAGAAUGUUUGUAGCCAAACAGUUGUGGGGCACCAUUGAGUCAGUGGCAACUGUUGGUUACCCAUAUUCUUCAAAAAUAUAUUUGUGUUCAGCAGAAGAAAUGAAUAAAGGUUUGGAACAACUUGUGGAUGAGUUAAUGAUGAUUCAUUUUUUGCUGAUUUAUUCCUUUAAUUGCUUCUCAAAAUAAAAAAUACAGAGUAGGGCAUCAAUCGUAUAGUUUGUACUGUACCUCAAACAAUCUAGCUUACCUGUGUUGUUCCUCCAGUAAAUAAAGAAUUGUGCAUUGUUUUGAAAGCUGU
This is a messenger RNA of Pimephales promelas (fathead minnow), 2696 nucleotides long. It is a transcript of the gene mb21d2, whose product is annotated as Mab-21 domain containing 2. The record is from RefSeq and is a predicted model, not a curated record. Lineage: Eukaryota; Metazoa; Chordata; Actinopteri; Cypriniformes; Leuciscidae.